UUUUAGGCUGGGGGGUUUGGCUUUUUGUGACAAUGUGUGACAGAAGGGAGGGGAAGGUAAAAAUCGUCAAAAAAAGCGUAAUGUCAUUUAUGGAUGACCCCAAACUUAAAAUACUAAGAUCUACAGAAUCAAGAUCUAUUUAAUUGAAUAGAUUGGGCUAGCUAUAAGUUAUAUAAGCACCAGUGCUAUUAAAUUUUGCCAAGACAAAAUCCAGACCUAAGUGGAAUUUUUUUUUAGACAAGCUGACAAGUAGGUCUAAUUUAGAGAUGUCAUCUUCACUGGUUUAAGGAAAAAAUUCUUGAUGCAGAAAUGAGCACCACAGAUUCUUCCCCACCUUUGGAUAAUGAAAUAGAAUUAGAUGCAGGUGAUGAUUUUGAAGAAGUGGCUAUUCGUAAAGAUGGAGAGAGCAAACGGAAUAGCAGAUAUAAAAAUAAAGAAAGAACGCCAACUACUGUUGUUAGUGAAGUAUUUGCUUUUUUGAAAAAUCCAUCUAUGUGCAUAGAUAACUUAGAUGAGUAUGAUAUAGAUGGUUUUAAAGAUGUAGGAAAUCAUAUUUAUUCUAAGGGUAUUGUUAGUGUUGAGGAGGAUCUUAAAGAAAAUGACGGAUAUUUAGCCGGGUUCCGCUCUAAAGAUUCUGGUUUUGCUUCAUUGGAGCGUCAUGUACAUGGUGAUUUUGACUAUGCUAAUGAUGCAGACAUUGUCUCUAAAUCGGCAACAGGGCAUGGCAAGAGUGCAGAAGACUGUUGGACUGACGUCAGUGCCAGUGAACAGAGUAUUGCAGGCCGUGGGAGCUGUAGUCAAGAUAGAGAUGCUGAAUAUGAUGAUGUUGAUGUAACUGUGCUUAAAUUAGAUGAACAAGAACUUAAUUUUCAAACACUGAUUGAGAAUGAUCAAUUAGAAUCCCUGGAUGAAAUCGCAGCAGUUAAUAAUUCAACACUUGAUUUAAAAACAAAACGCCCCAAUGGGUUAAUUAAUAGUGUAAUUAAGUUAGAAACAGCUAGCAAUAAAGAAAACACUUUAACCACAGGUUCACAGUCAACUGAUAAUGUAUGUGGUGACAACGAGAAAACACAAAUCUCUACACAAAAAGAUGCCUCAAAUCAGGCAGUAAUAACUGUAGAUUUCGCUAAAGUAAAAACUGGUCGUAAAGUUGGAAUAGACUCAUCUGAUUCAGAAGACCAAAAUAAAAGUUCACUGAUGAUGGAUAGCUAUUUCGCUUAUGGUGACACUGGUGAUGUAAAUACGAGAAUCACAUCAGCAUCUUCAGAUGAUGAAGAAGAUUAUAGUAACAUUGACACUAAAGAUCUCAGCGUGUUUACAGCAAACGACCAGGAUUACGACACAAUAGAUAUUAAUAAUUGUCAAGGCAUGGGUGAUGGAAACGUACCAUCUGGCAUGUCUAAACUAGCAGAUGUUAACACAGUUUUAUCUGGCAGUACAAAGCCUGAAGCUGUUGGAGAAAAUUCUGGAGAAGGUUCUGAUUUUAAAGGAUGUGUAAAAAGUGAACAUGUAACAAAAAAUGUUACGAGGCGACCAAAGUUAGAGAAGAACCCAUCAGCAGAAAUAGGCAGUGAUGAUUCCUCAGAUGAAGACAUAGGAAUCUAUGCUGAGAGUUUUAGACGAUCUAACUGGAUCAGGAUAAGCCAGGAGGGGAAGCUGGAGUUCCAGAUGCCCGUAGGCUCAUCUCAGUCCAGUUCAUUACCCUCCACUGCCUCCGUGUCCACCCCUGGACUCAGUACCUCAGAGGGAGGGGACUAUGAGGAUGUGCUCAGCCCCAGGGUGGACGAUGUGUUUGUGGAUCCCAUGGAGCAAGCCCUGGCUAAAAAUAAACUUUUCCACAAGCGCUCGGACUCUGUGACUACCACAGCCUCAGAGAGUGAAUUCAAGCGCCGUUACAUGUCGCGCCGCAAGUGCCUGAUCCAGCGAGCUGACAGCCAACAGGAGUACCACCGUCUUUCUGCCAGGGUUUAUGAUGAAGACAAGCAGGUGACUGUAGAAAGAACUUCUGGCAGUGACGACCUUGGCCUACAUCUGCUGAACAGCCACCCUGCAUUUAUUACCUCUGUGGAUCAAGGCAGCCCAGCUGAGAAGGCAGGCAUCACUGAAGGCCAGAUUCUUGUGUCGGUCAACGAGCAGGACGUGCUGACAUGGGACCAUGCGGACAUCGUCAAGUUGAUACAAACAUGUGGCAACCAGAUCAAGCUGGGCGUGGCCAACAGUGACUUCCAACCUGUGAGGGACCUACAGGCGUCUGUCAUGUCAGGGUUUAUGUUCAAGCUGGGGAACUCUUCCUUCAUGAAGAUAUGGAAGAAAAGGUUUUUCAUACUCAGGCAGGACAAUUGCUUGUACUACUACAAGAAUGACCAGGAAAAUGACCCACUCGGAGCGCUGCCAUUGUAUGGCUACACAAUAUCUCGUCACACGGACACAAGCAAAGACUUUUGUUUCAAGGCAGAGAAGUACGGGGCCAGGACGUAUUACUUCAUGACUGACAACAGGGACCAGUUGACUGCGUGGGUUGGUGCUCUCACUGAAGCUGCUGUCCGCUCCAAGAAAAGGAAGGAAUCCUUUCUCAGUGUCAGCAGCCACAAUGUCAGCUUGCCUGCGCUGGACAUCAGGAAGUCUGAGUGCACUGGUUUCCUGAACAAGCUGAGCCCCAAUCACAGCCAUUGGCGCAGGCGCUACUGCGUGCUGAAAGACGCUUGUGUCUACUACUACAAGGAUGUCAACUCCCAGAAUGCACUUGGUGUAGCCCAUCUCCAUGGUUACAAGGUGGAUGCAGAAAGUCUUCCACGUAGAAAGUUCAGCUUCAGUCUACUUCCCCCUGAGAAGAAAAUGAGGGUCUUCUGUUUCAGUGCAGAUAAUGAAACAGAUAAAAAGAGGUGGGUUGAAUCCUUGAUACAUUCCAUACAGCGCUGGGUGAGAAUGGACAAAGAAAUUGAAUGCUGAAGUUCAUGUGGUGGCUAAAGGUCUUGUGUACGCCACAUUUUUCAAGUUGGUUUUGUGUUUGGGUUAGGAUGGAUGUAGUUAAAGUCCCCCGCUGCAGCUCUUGAGUUUGUCACGUUAACUUACAUCAAAUUGGUUAAGCGUUAUAAAUUUGUAAAUAAACAUUGUACACAUUUAAACAACUGAACGCACUGCAAUAGUUUGUCUCACCAAUGUAUCUAAUUUAUGACCUUAUAUCUUACAUUCUUAUGAAAUUAUUUAUUUAUAUCCAAGGUUGAAAUAAUUAUUUUUUAAAUUUCUUGAUUUGUUUCUUAGUUAUAAUAAAUAGUUUCAUUUUUUUAUACAUGUGCAACAGCAUUCAAAGAAACGGUUGUGAAACUUCCAACUAGACCCAGAACUUUUUUCUGCUAACAGAUUUGUGAACAGGUUGUGAUAGCUUGUUACCGAUUUGCCACUUAUUGCAUAUUGUUUCGUUUGCUACAUUCCCUUUUUUAAGAAUUUUACCAUGGCUGUUAAAAUUUGAUUCUUUCCAUGACAUUCCCAGUGUGUUUCAUAUUUUUAAAGCCCUGUACCUCCCACAGCAGUGGGGCAAUGCUGUUGCUUAAUUUUUUAGCUGCCCUUCAUAUUUUCUUAAAAACUUUGUUAAAUUGUACUUAACUAAAAACAUGUGAAAUCUCACUUUUUAAAAAUGCCCUUUGGUUAAACUUGUUGUUAGUUCAAUUUCUCAUACAGAUAUGUUCAAACUGCCGUUGGUGAUACUCUAGGUUACUUUAGACAAACCUGUGCCAUACAAAACAACAAUGUACAAUCCUUGCUUUAUCUUUUCCUUGAUAGAAAUAGAUCUUUUUGUUUUGUAAUAAAAUGGUCGUUAAUCUUUUAUACUUAUGCUUGUGUUACUCAGGAGAUAAUGAUUUGUGUUGAUUUAGGAUUUGUUUGUCUCAGGUGCCAUUUUGAAUUAUUUUCCUCUCUCCCCAUCUGGUGAAUCUGUAAUAACAAACCCUGUCUUCCAGAUUUCUGGAACUUCUUUUUCCCAAUGAAUUUUUUUUACUUCUUCUUUGUAAUGCAUGACUAAUUUGUUCUGUUGCUUUAAAUAAAAAUGAUUUUUGUUUACAUGUUAGAAAAACUGAAGUUAUUGUUUUUUUUUAAAUUUUCUGACACUUCAACUUGUUGUUUUUUACCCCUCAGCUGUUUUCUUGUAUAGAUCAUAAAAUGUGUGAAUCUCGACAUGUGGAAUAGCUCUUCAUAGCUUACAUUUUAUUAUUUGAAAGUGUUUUAUUUAAAAUCAACUUCUGAAUUGAAAGAAAAUAUGUAAAACCAUUCAUAUAAGAUAAUAUGUAUAUUAUUUUUAACCAAGUCUCCUGCACUCUACACUAAAAUACUUAAAAAGCAUGGUGUAUUUUUUUGUUCAUUAGUUUUUAUUGCUUUUUAUUCCCUAAACCACAGCAGCUACAUGUAUUGUUAAUUCAGUAUUCAUGUUCAUUGUGAUCUUAAAAGAAGGAGUUUUUUUAACAGUGUUUUUAAUUUCUGGCUUGCAUUUCUGAUUAUUAAUUUCUGUGAUUGAUAUGAAAUCAAAAUUGUAAUUAAGCCCCCUCAAACAAUUUUUUGGAAGAACCUCAAACAAAACAGAAAAAUAUUUCAUUUGUAAAAUACUUAAUGAAAUAAUUAUACUGUCUCAUAUACUACUUAACCAUAUAUUUACAUACAAAUUGGAGAUAUUUUUAACAUGCUUAUAAUUUUUGUAAUUUCUUUUUCAACUGUGAUUUUGUUUUGGCCAAGUUCAGCCAGCCUUAUUAAAAAAUCUAAAUCAUAAAAGAAUAUUUUUUUAAUAUUCAACUGGUUUAUUUUGAAAAAGAUCUUAAAUUUUAAGUUAAUUAUGCGAUUUCCUUUUUUUAUUUUUGUUUUGCUAAACCAAAACUUGUUUGAAAUUGUAUAUGUUUUUUUUUUACUAAAUUGAAAUAACUACACUUUAAGAUUGCUGAAAGACACUGUAACUUACCAAAAAUCAACUAAUUGAACUGGUAAGUUCACUGUUUAAAAAGUGACAGCUCAUAACAAUGCUGUCAUCAUGCUGAAUUCUAAAAGAUUUUUGUGAUCAGUUAUUUUUAAACCGUGAUUAGUUUACACAUAGUGGAUUUUUAAGACUGUUGUCAUAAGCAUCGCAAAUUGUGUUAAGUUAAUGGAAAUUUGUUUUGUCUUAUUUAAAGACAGCUAAGGGAGAGAAUUACAUUAAAAAUAAUAAUUCUUAUUCGUACCACAUAAUUACAGUUUGCAACUUAAAGAAAAUAUGUAUGUAUAUUUUAAAUGCUUUUCCUGAUGUUUGCUAAAAUUUAACAACAUGCAGGGUCAAUUUUUAGUUUAAAAAAAACCAAUAAUAUUAUUUAAUCAAUUGUAAUUAAUUGAUUUGAUUCAUUAUUGUCUGAUCUAGUAAAAUAAUAACAAGAAGUUCAUGAAGCUGUAAUUAAUGUUCAUUUUUUAUUUUUUUAUGUACUAAAAUUGAAGAAUUUCCAUACUAAAACUCAUUUUGUAGUGGUGAAAUUUGAUUAGCUUUAGUUUAUUAGUCAGAAAGUUGAGAAAGGAAACAUAAUAUUAUUCAUUAUUUGCUUUUUGUUAUUUUUAUUUUUAUCAAGAAUCAUGACUGCAGAUAGGAAUAGAAGUUUUAGCAUCUGUUUAUGGAAAAUAAAUAAAUCUCAUUGUUCAUGCUACAUUUACAACUUAACUUACACAAAGAAAAAUGUUACAGAUUACAUUAUUUUUUAAUAUAGUAUUUUAAAAUGUAAUUCUAAAAAGUAUAUUUUUGUACUUGAAAGUUUCUUAACCCUACUGCCUAUCUACUAAUCAAUACAUUUGUACAAAAUUACUGCAAUUCCUUUUGUAGAUCUAAACAAAAUGUUAAAAUUUUCUUGUAAAAACUAAUUUACUAUCUUUUUUACCAUGACUCUCACCAUCCUACAAAACUUACUAUCUAUAGAAGUAUGUCUCUAUUCAAGUUAUAUAAUUAUUUUACAUAUAUUUUAUAACAAUAAAUUACUAACUAUUAAGUUGUGAAUUGUGAAUAAAAAUGCUUCAAGGAACCUGUACAUUACCAUAAGAACACAUUUCUAACAAUUUAUUUAUGAAUGUUGUGAAUAAAAAUUGAAAACUUCAGAGAAACCAAAAUUGCCCUUAAAAUCUUAUCAGAACAGGUAAUAUUUUUUAUUUUAACUAAAUGCAGAAGUUCAUCAUGUAUUUAAAGAGCAUGAUAUCUUAAUAUCCUGAUUUUGUUUACUUUGCCAAAGAGUUUUUUCCCCUUUUGUUUUUUCCUCUAGUCAUGUCAUAUGGGAACUUUCCCCUUUAAUUUGGAUGCUUCUGCUUUAAUUGAUCCAAAUAAAACCAAUGUAUGUGAGCUGCACUAACAUCAUUGAAAGAACAGAAACAUGUUGAUCUAACUAAGCUUUGAUCACACUUAUACCAGAAUUUAGCAACUCAGUAUUCCAUAAUGAAGAAUUUUAUGUACUAAAAACUAAUAUAAAUUGUGGAAUAAAAAAAAUGAAAAUUAUACUUUUUAUUAGACUGACAAUGUAACUGUUUUUCUAUCAGACCUGAUUACAUGUUUGGAAUUGUUGGCUUUUGGUCCGUAGACCAAAUCUUUUUAUUUGCUAUAAUGGUCUAAGCAUUGUUACAUUUAAAAAAAAUACAGUUUGCAAUUGAUGGUGUUCAUUGAUACAUAAGGAAAAUACUUUUAUUGAAAUGUACAUUAAUGUCCAACUUUUUUUUAAUACUUUAAACUUAAACAUGAUAAUAUUAACUACUUUUAUAGCAAAAAUAUUAUAUUCGCGUUGUAAAAUUAUCACUAGUUGGAAAAAUGUGUAGGCUUGUUUCUUUUCUUUAUUUUUGGUAUUUUAUUCAAGCACAUUUUUAAAGAUAAAUUUAAAGAAGCAGUUUUUUUGAAUAUUUUUUUUAUAUUUCCUGGAAAGAUGUGAAUUGGUUCAGUGAGUUUCACUUGAUGCCUGAUGCAUCCUCUUGCGUGUUUCUGUUUUUAUACACUUUCCCCCCUCAUUGAAACAAUACUUUACAAACAGUGUGUGUUUAAAGAAUUCUUGAGGAUUGCUUUUAACCAAAUUUCUUUUUUUUCCCAUUGAAAUUUUAGUUGCCCUUGUCUGUCAAAAAAACUGGACACUUUAAAUUUUUAAUGUCUCAGAGUGCUAGUUGUUUCUCUUUAACAAGGUACUAAACAGUUGGUGCUCUCCCUUGAAUAAUGUAAAUAACUGUGAAAUAUGUACUUUUUUCCCUUUGUUUCCUAAGCACAUUAAUUUGUUUUAAAUGAAAAGUGUAAAUAACAAUCUGCACAUGUAAAUUAUAAACCUAAAAAAAAAUAUUACCGAUUUUAAAUUUUAUACUGCAAGUUCUGUUGGCUUUGAAAUCAUGAGUUUUGUUCUUGUCCGUAAGACCUCCCAUAGUCCACCCAGCUCUGGACAUGUUUUAUAGACAGUGAAGGAGGUUGGGCAUAAUACUGACCACACAAUCCCCCCUAUGUUUAGUUUAAAGAAACAAAUAAACCCUGCCUAAUAUGCCCAUCAUAUUUUCCGAAGGGAGAUCUUAUGAUGUGUUACUAACUCUUUUUUAAAUAAUGUAGAGAAACAAUGUGGUGGUUGCAGAAACCAUUGCUGCUUAAAAAAAUUAUCUCUUUAAGGUUCAAAUAUGAGAUUUACUUUACAGAACAUCACAUUAAAAAGUUGUUUUACGUAUUGAAAUUACAAAGUAUUGCUCAAUGCCCCAAGUAAUUAGUACCUUUGUAUAUUUUGUACAUUAUUUACCAUGUGACAUGACCGUGGCCUGCUUUUAAAUGUCUGCACUAGCUUACAAAAUUACAAAUUUUUUCAUUGUCGGAGCCCAUCACAGAAAAGUGAUGUAUACAAAGUCAAAGUGAUUUUGUUUUUAAAAUAUUAAUAAUCAGUUCCAAAAAUCUAAAUUUUGGCUUUCUUCUGCAAAUGUAAUUUAUACAGUUUUCAGUUACGAUAUUGACUUAUUAUUAUUUUUCACUUUUUUUUUUGUGAGUAAAAGUUUUUAACCAA
Physella acuta is the source of this 7997-nucleotide messenger RNA. RefSeq lists its product as uncharacterized. The record is from RefSeq and is a predicted model, not a curated record. Gene Ontology annotation, molecular function: protein binding. NCBI's taxonomy places the organism in Eukaryota, Metazoa, Mollusca, Gastropoda, Physidae.